Gregarina niphandrodes is the source of this 2787-nucleotide messenger RNA. RefSeq lists its product as hypothetical. The record is from RefSeq and is a predicted model, not a curated record. Lineage: Eukaryota; Apicomplexa; Conoidasida; Eugregarinorida; Gregarinidae. The coding region runs from base 1 to 2787 and encodes 928 amino acids. The transcript is spliced from 2 exons.
AUGAGUAAAGUGGGAGUGGAGAUAAGAGCGACGCAUCGUUGGUUGGUGAAUAGUCAAGAUUUAUCAAAGGUGCUAGCCUUGGACUGUGUACCGGCAGAGAAGGACUAUUUGCGUCGGGUAGCUGACCACUUGAAGAUUGAAGAUGCGUAUUUUUGUGCCGGACGCGAAAUGGAGCAGAUUUUGAGUCGGAGUGCAGAGCAGAUAGCGCGCAGUUCUUGUAAGACGAGGUACUGUGCCAUAGAAUUACGGGGGCUGGCAGGCAGUGGCUGUUCACUCCUAGGCGUGCUGGGUGGGCGGCUUCUACUGGAAUCCAACGGUAACCAGCUAGAUGGGAUCGUGUGGCCCAAGGUGCUGUAUAUAUCUGCGAAGUCGCCAAAUGCUGACGCUCUCGGGAGCAGAGACGUUCUGGGUAGUCGAGGAGACGUUCCGGGGAGUCGAGGAGACGUUCUGGGGAGCCGAGGGGACGUUCUGGGGAGUCGAGACAACGCUAGUGGAAUCGGUCCUGUGGACCUGGCCGAGCUGCUGGGCGAGGCCGCCCGGAUCUGGACCGGGUUAGGUUGGCGACCUUUGUUGAAUGCCUGCAAGAGUUGGCUAUAUCGCGAACUCGAUAUGGAUUUGAUACUGGUCAUCGACCACGCCACGGCCUUGGCCGAAAACUGGAGCCUUGCUUCCAAGUUAUUGCUGCCCUGGCUAGACGCAAAAAUCGGGGUGCUUAUCAUCAAUCAGGAAGAAGACAUGCUAUUCCAAGCUGCCAUGCUCGACCCAACCAACCCCAUGGCCGCUGAGCGUUCUAUAAUCCGCCUCGGCGGCCUCUCCGAUUCGGAGGUGCGUGAAAGUCUUGAAACCACACGCGUGCGACGAAGCAGCCCUGGCCACCGCAGCAGAACGAAGGACGAUGUCAAGUCUGGGAGCGGCGUGAGGUCGACCAGCGGCGUGAGGUCGGCCAGCGGGAUCAGGUCUACAAGCGGAAUCAAGUUUGCCAAGGACGACCUGAAGUCAACAAAGGACGAGCUCAAGUCUGCCAAGUCAACCAAGGACGAGACAAAGUCGGCGAACACCAGGUCUGGUGGACUGUCUGAUGAGGGGUCAUUAGAGGAGGUGCCAGGUCGUUCAUUUUCUUCCGCCGCGUCACCGCCCCCUGAGCGGUCUUUUGAACCGUACGAGACAGGUGCGUGGCGUAGUCGGGUGCCACCGCGGCCGAGGGACUAUGAAGGCAAGAGCGUGAUGGAGGAGUUGGUGCGUUUGUUUUUGCCUUUCUGUGGCGGUCAUGAUGAGUUGUUGGCGGCUGACCUUGUGGUGCGAUAUGUGCAGAUGAAGACGGGUGGGUUACCGAAGUUAAUGCACGAGUUAUGUGACAAAUUAUUGCAGGACCCGGAGGCUGCCUCUGAAGGGUUGUACGAUACGGCGACAGAAAUUCUAUCGCAGUCGGGUGCCCGGGACGACAUUCUGGCGAGUUCGGUAGCUAACAUUGUGACGCUGGCGCAAGCUGGAUCCUACUCGACGCCGGCGCAUUUGUUGGUGGAGGUAAGUGCGGUCUCAGGUGGGCGGUUGUCAAUAGGCAGGUUGUCCACCAGUCGCCUGAGUGUCAGUAGGCUAUCGACCAGUCGUCUAAGUGCGAGUAGACUAAGUGCUAGUAGACUCAGUGCUAGUCGCGGCCUUCAGCUGGACGCACAGAUCUCACGACGCGCCGGAUCUCCUGGACGACGGCAGACUUCGACAUGUACUCGGCGCCAGCCAUCGAGCGAGGAGAUGUAUAGUCGGGAGCUGUCAGGCGAGUUUCGAAUGUCCCCAUUCGCACUAAGUAUAGUGCUUAAAGGCGUGGACUGCAGAUCAGGUACUAGUCCUCGUGACAUCCGGGAACGUCGCCAAGUUUUGUUAGUAGAUCGCAUCUCGCCCGACAAGGAUGCCAUGCGACGCUCUAUAGAACCACGUUGCGAUCUACAAGUCGUAUCCGGACCCGAGACCGUUUCAUGUAGCACACAGUUACGCACCUUCGCCCCCUUCCUCCGAUACACCUACCACUCGGGUCUCAAUGCAAUAUCCCGGGGCUAUCUACGGUUCUGUCCCGACGAUAAGGAUCAGCGACUUUCGUUUUCAUGGUUGGGACUCAUACGGUAUAUGCUUAGCGCGGACAACUUCAGGGCCAAACGUCACGUCUACCCGGCGCUUAUAGCGGGCAUCCAUUCUUGGGCAUCUACCGCUGUCUGGCGCUGUCUGGUUCCUGUCAUGUUCCGACUUACUCUAGCUGCCGGAAAUGUCGAUACAGGACACCAUCUGCUCAGCUCCAACUUGCUCAGUGGUAAUAGCCUCAACCGACUCGCCCAUCGCAACAGUUCCGUCGGUACUAACAGUACCACCAAGUGGGACAAACAACUGGGUCCCUUCAAAAGAAUCGCUGUAUACUGCGGCUUCCAAGUGAGAUCCAAGGGGGAUCCCUUCCCCUGGAAAAAAAUCGAAGACCCCUACCAACAGUCCCACUCCUUCUACCAGGCCUUUAGCAAAAACUGCAGAGCCAUCAGCCAAAACCAGUACAACGAAAUAGUACAAUAUGGAACCACCAGCAUCGACAAAGGAAUACUCACGAUCAUACUCGAAGCCUUCGCCAAACACAUUAUUGUUAUCGGCAAACAUGUGAACAAAGGCAUCUCACUCAUCAUCCUCGAUGCAGGCGAAGACAAGACUGUUCUUGCACACAAGAUUGAACUCAUCCAAGAACAUCACCCUCAAGUCAAGGGUCGUAUGGAGAUAAGGGAUUGCGAAGCGCCCUUUUUAGAAUUCCUUCGGUAA